AGCCACCAUACAUCGACGGGCUCACGGGCUCACCCACCGGUAGUUGGUCGGUUCAGUAUAUAAAGUGAAGGCGCACAGCGCGGCCGUUGUACGUCACUAGUUCCGUUGUGAUGAAAAGGCGAAAAAAUCGCGGAAAAUCUUCUACUGCUAACCGGGUACGGGUACGGGCGCUUGUUUAGUCGCGGUUAUCCUGUCGUUGUCAUUCCAUCGUCAAAGUCGGACGUGUUAUCGCGGGUGUGUGUGUGUGUUUGUGUGCGCGCGGGGGCCACGCUACGGAUAGAGCGUCGGGGUUAUUAUUUCAAGUACGGGAUCGAAAAACGCGAUGUCACCGCCUUGCGGCGAAACAGUUUAGUAAAUCCAAAAUCCGCGCCAAAAAGUGCCUCGCAGGAAUGCCUGAGCUUUCCUGCGGUUUCAUCAGCCAAUCAUAACAUCAACUCAAAGCAUCGUGAGAAGGCCAGGAAGCAAACACGAAGGCAGCAGCAGUGAAACGAAAGGGCAAAGUUUUAUCGAUUCCGAACAUUAAAAAUCAGCGCCACGUUACUUCGGUCGUCUUCCUCGGUGGUGGACUCCUGGGUUACCUUCUGGGCCAGGAGACCCGAGCUUGUGGCACACUGCCGCAAAGUUUGAAAACUUCUUCCGAAAUCCGGUCGCGGUCGACGGUUGCUCUGUUUCCGGAGACGUCCGCGGGGAAUGAAAGGAAAAUCAAAGUGCAGACGAGAAGCAGCAUUCUACUUAAUGAGUGGGUGCAACGUGUCGAUUUCUCCCGAGUGAAGCAGUAGUGCCCGUGGUCUCUAAUAUGAGUCUUACUGAAGCGUGUGGAGGAUUAUGAAUAAAGUGCUCUUUUAUAGUGUCUUCUACCUGUCAUUGACGCUAUGGAUCUACGCGGCUACCGGUGCAUUAACUUAUCGACUUCCAGCAGGCGUUAAAGUGUACGAUAAAAAUGUCAAACCAAGUUCUAUUACCGAUAUAUCAGUUUCACUCUACAUCAACCGAAUAUCUGGAGUGGAUGAAAAUAAAGAGGAAAUCUCAAUCGACGUAUUUCUGCAAAUCAUCUGGGAAGAUCUACGGCUGGCUCCGGUGGAGGAACCAGAAAUGACGAAACAGUACGUGGAGCUGACACCGACCGAACGGAACAUGGUGUGGGUUCCCGACCUCUACAUCCGGCAGCUGCGCGAGAUGAAGGUGAUGACCCUGCUCGAGGAAAUGAGCAGUCUGCGGUUGUACAAAAAUAGCACCUUAUCGCUGAGCAUAGGUGCCACAAUAAUAUUUAAAUGCGAUAUGGAUUUCGUGCUAUAUCCACUAGAUGUACAAAGAUGCCCGGUAGAUUUUAGCAGUUAUAAGUAUACCGUUAAGGAAAUGCGCUUCCGCUGGAAGAACGACAACGGUCUCACAUUCCCGAACGAUUUCGGGGAUCAGUUCUUCCGAUUGCCAAAAUACGUUGUCUCGUUCUACACCGAACAGGCACCGCAGACGAUUCACUACGCUGAUGCCCUUCCAGACAACCACAGUUCCGCCCGGCUGGAGAUUACGUUGUCGCGCGAAGUCAAAAGCUACCUGCUGGAAAACUAUCUUCCCUCGACGCUGUUCGUCUCGAUGUCGUGGGGGUCGUUUGUCGUUGUUCCGGAAAUCGUCCCGGGGCGGAUGGUGCUGCUGGUAACCACGUUGCUCUCUCUAAUCACCAUGUUCGACACGGUUCGCAACAAUUCGCCGGACGCGCUGGAGCUGAAAUGCUUGGAGGUGUGGCUUAUAUCAUGCACACUCUUUGUGUUCUUCGCGCUGAUAGAAUAUUUUAUCGUGCUGUUCGGCAUCCGGUACGACAAGCACUGGCGAGUGGCGCACAAAACCCACGUGCAGGUUGCUCCUCCGGUACAACUCCAGUCGACGAUCAGCCUGGCGGAGACACCGAUGAAUUCGACCCACACGCGUCGUGAGAACGGCAUCGAAAACACCAACCUACGGGUGACGAGUACAAACAGGGUACAACCACAGGAAGGAGAUCCAACCAAGGCCAGUUCGAUCGGUAAUCUAUCGGGCAAUUUCCAGAACACACAACACGUUACUUCCGUUAUGACCAGUAGGCGUGUUCACAGCUUCCGCAACGUGGCCGACGUGGCGCUAAUGUAUGCCGGCUCGCAACGAGGCCGAUUGGACCAAAUCUCGCUGAUCAUCUUCCCGCUUAGCUUUCUCAUCUUUACAAUCGCCUACUGGACAAUGUACAUUAGCGAAUCGAAUAGGAAAAAGCUUUAGGAUUUUCCGAGCUUUCUGUUAACCGUUGAUAAUAAUAGUAGCGUUAAACUAAUCGUAAGUUUAGCUGAACAUCACAAAAUUUUAACAAAAACACAUAUCAUGGAAAUAUUAUCUAUACAUAUAUGAAGUAUUAUACAAAACCGAUUGCCUUAAAAAGUAUUUUCUCUAGUCAAUCUACCAAGGUCUCAAAUUCAUCAGAAUGCCAUUGCAACUGUACAGCAUCGUUAUCCAAUCUUGUUCCGUUUUAGUUAGACAAAAAUUGUUUGCCCCAUUCCAAAAAAUUUUAACCACAAUGAAAUAAUUUUAAUAAACUUAUCACAAAUUUA
Messenger RNA from Topomyia yanbarensis, 2573 nucleotides. RefSeq names its product glycine receptor subunit alpha-2-like. The record is from RefSeq and is a predicted model, not a curated record. NCBI's taxonomy places the organism in Eukaryota, Metazoa, Arthropoda, Insecta, Diptera, Culicidae. Gene Ontology annotation, biological process: signal transduction; nervous system process; chloride transmembrane transport. Gene Ontology annotation, cellular component: neuron projection; synapse; membrane. The coding region runs from base 826 to 2247 and encodes 473 amino acids. The transcript has 10 exons. Gene Ontology annotation, molecular function: transmembrane signaling receptor activity; chloride channel activity; extracellular ligand-gated monoatomic ion channel activity.